AAAUAGACUGAAGUUCAGGUUUAUGAGCGCGUUAUCAACUGAACAUUGCUCAGGGUGUGAUCACUUACUGAUCGGGCCCAUGAAAUUCAGAUGUUCGGUUUCGCAGUAACCAGACUCGGGAGUCCAGCUCCAGAAUCAGACUAGCGGUGAGAGAUUUAUUGGAAGAGAAGCCACAAAUGGAAUCAAACCGCGAAUGAAGAUGAGGGAACAGAAACAAGUGAGCCAGCCCGAGGACUGAAAGCAUCAACUGGAGAGAACCCUUCUGACACAAAGUUUCUAUUGAUUCGGUCAGGAGAAAGUUUGAAAGCAGCAAAUCUUGAUCACAACUGUCCUCAAAAUGGGUCAAGGAUCGAGUGCAGGAGUUCCAGUGACGUCAACAUCGGGAAAGCACACGGGUCCGAGCUCAGUGAUCACAGAGCUCCUGGCAGGCUGGGACGAUUUCCAGCUGCUGCAGCUGACGGAUUUCUACCGGGACAGGCUGGAGCAGGCGAUGGAAGGAGGGGUGCACGGAGUGAGCCUGGCGUUAACGGCCGAGAAUCAGUUCAGCGGAGAGGAACAUCGGAAAAUCUCUGAUCUCGCUGAUAAGGGAGAGCGGGCGGACAGUUCUAAACUCCUCCUGAGCCUGGUGAUGGAGAAAGGCUCCCGCGCCCGGAGGGUGAUGUGGGAAACCUUUGUGAAAAUGCGGAUUGGUGUCCCAAAGUUUGACAAAAUACUGAAAGAAAUACAGGAACAUGGUUGUGUUCCGGUUCAUCGACCCGUGCCGGAGAUUCCCAGAGAGCUGAAAGAUGUUCAACAGAAACACAAGGAGACUCUGCAGGUACAAACUGAAACACUGAGAGUCAACACGAUCCUGAUGAGGGAGAAGGUGAAGGUUUUCCAGCUGGUUGAUCGAUACGCUGAGCUCACGGUCAUUUCUACUGUUCGAGAUCGGAGACUGGUGGAACAUGAGCUGCUGGCAAGAGGCAGAGACCACGAGGAGUGGAGAGAGGAACAUCUCCGUAGAAAGCUGGAAAAAAUCCGGACAGACCAGUUGUUCCAGAGCAGCUUUUCCCGGAGUAAAUCCAAAUCUGGGAGUUCGGCAGCAGUGGCUGGAGUCCCGGGGAUCGGGAAAACAACACUGGUACAAAAGAUUGUUUAUGACUGGGCCACAGGGAAAAUAUUCCAACAAUUCCAGUUUGUCUUUGGUUUCAAAUUCUGGGAUUUAAACUCUAUUAACUGCAGAAUAAACCUGAGGGAACUGAUUCUGGAUCAGUAUCCUUACUUUGGGAAUAUCCUGAGAGAGGUCUGGAAGAACCCAGAGGGAUUGCUGUUUAUAUUCGAUGGUUUGGAUGAAUUCAAGCACAGAAUCAAUUUUGCUGACAGUCAGAGAGAUACAGAACCCAAGCACCAGUGCCCAGAUCCCGAGUGGUGGUGUGAAGUGUCUGACAUUGUGUACAGUUUAAUCCAGGGCAAGCUGCUCCCAGGGUGUUCAGUGCUGGUGACCACCCGUCCCACUGCGUUACAUCUAUUGGAAAAGGCUGAGAUCAGUGUCUGGGCUGAAAUCCUGGGAUUUGUUGGUGAGGAACGGAAGGAAUAUUUCAUCAGACAUUUUGAAGAUCAGACGGUGGCAGAAGCUGUUUUCAAACACGUGAAGGAGAACGAGAUCCUGUACACCAUGAGCUACAACCCCUCCUGCUGCUGGAUCCUCGCUCUGGCACUGGGCCCCUUCUUCACACAAAGAGUCAGGGACCUGCAGCGAGUUCCCAAGACCAUCACUCAACUGUACUCCUACUAUAUUUACAACAUCCUGAAAAACCAUGGCCGUGAGAUUGAGAACCCCCGUGAUGUGUUUCUCAGGGUUGGUCAGAUGGCCUUCAGAGGAGUGUCCGAUAAGAAGAUUGUGUUUACAGAUGGAGAUUUGAUCAAGUACAAUCUUCAGCCUUCCCAGUUCCUGUCCGGGUUCCUGAUGGAGCUUUUGGAGAGAGAGGAUUCUGCCCGGAGCGUGGUGUACACAUUCCCACACCUCACCAUCCAAGAGUUUGUAGCUGCAGUCGCACAAUUCCUGAAUCCACAUCCCGGGGAUAUCCUGAAAUUCCUCACUGAGUCCCACAGCACAACAGAUGGGCGAUUUGAGGUGUUUCUCCAUUUUGUUGCUGGUCUCUCCAACCCAAUGACAGCUCGGGGCCUGGAGGAGUUUCUGGGUCCAUUUCCUCAUCAAACAACCUGCCGGGUGAUUGACUGGGUGAAGGAGGAGGUUAAACACCAGAGUGGAAACACGAGGAGUGAAGCUGGUAAAAGGAGCCUCCUGAACACAUUGCACUACCUGUUUGAGUCUCAGAAUCGUGGACUGGCUCAGGCCACACUGGGAUCUGUGGAAAGACUUUCAUUCAGCGGAAUGACACUGACCCCGAUUGACUGCGCGGUCCUGUCUCAUGUCAUCGGACUCUGUGAUACAAUAAAACACCUCGACCUGGUGAACUGCCACAUUCAGUGUGAAGGAAUCCAGCGGCUGGGACCCGGGCUGCACAAGUGCCAGGAGUUGAGCCUUAGUGAUAAUGAACUGGGAGAUUCAGGAGUGAAACUGGUGUCUGCGGCUCUGAGGAACCCGGAGUGUAAAAUACAGAAACUGCGGCUGGACAAUGUCGAUCUCACAGAUUCUGGUGUCGAGGAUCUCGUCUCCGCUCUCAGUACAAACCCAUCACUGACGCUGCUGAUCCUGGGAUACAACUCGCUGACAGACCGAUCUGUCCCCGCUCUCUGCCGCCUCAUACUGACCCUCCCGAGUCUGGAGUGGAUCGGGCUGCGGGAGAAUCAGUUCAGUGAGACCGGGAGGAAGGAACUGAGAUCUCUGCAGGAACCCAGACCAGGAGUGAGAGUGAUCAUGUGAACAUCAGAAUGUGUGAACAUCCCUGCCCGCGAGAUGCAUACAUUUUGGCCGAUUCCCACCCUCCCCUUUAACCGCCCCCCCUCACCUUCCCCUUACCUUUAAUGGCCGCGCGCCAGGUUUAAUUCCCAACGGUUUUAACGGAAUUGGCUCCAGUCUCACGCUGUAUGUCGUUAAUUGUGCUCCCAUAGUGACGUAAUUCCGCCUCCUGUCCAGCGGCGCUGUUUCCGCCGAAUGUGCGGGUUCGAGACCCCUCCCACGUGAGACCCGGGAAGUUACACAGACGGAAGAACCCGGGGGCCGGAUUGAGAAACGGGACGGAUUGUUCAACCGGUCACUCGUUGUCGCCGGUCAGUUAAUUGUGUGUGUCUGUGAGUGAAUUGGGAGCAGCUUAUUUAUUCCCGCACGUCAGCAGCUCACACAUUGUGUAAUUUACAUUUGUCAUGAUGAAAUCAAUAAA
Mobula hypostoma (lesser devil ray) is the source of this 3323-nucleotide messenger RNA. RefSeq names its product NACHT, LRR and PYD domains-containing protein 3-like. The record is from RefSeq and is a predicted model, not a curated record. Gene Ontology annotation, molecular function: protein binding. The coding region runs from base 338 to 2866 and encodes 842 amino acids. NCBI's taxonomy places the organism in Eukaryota, Metazoa, Chordata, Chondrichthyes, Myliobatiformes, Myliobatidae. The transcript has 10 exons. Gene Ontology annotation, cellular component: cytoplasm.